Molecule: messenger RNA, 7667 nt
Organism: Hydra vulgaris (swiftwater hydra)
Lineage: Eukaryota; Metazoa; Cnidaria; Hydrozoa; Anthoathecata; Hydridae
Biological process (GO): cell surface receptor signaling pathway; G protein-coupled receptor signaling pathway
Cellular component (GO): membrane
Molecular function (GO): G protein-coupled receptor activity; metalloendopeptidase activity; protein binding
Source: RefSeq, a predicted model, not a curated record
AAUUUACUUUUUUUCAAGACGUAUUAUUUUUAAUUAAUUUAAUCAUUUAAAUAAAAUAAAUAAAUUUUUUAUUUGUAUUAUGUUUGUUAUUAUUAAUUCAUAUUUUCUACCAGCAUUAUUCCCCCCCCCCCCACACUUAAAAUAAUGAAAUUUUCGCUUUAUAAUAAGGUAAUCUAAAGCAUCGAUUGCAGUAUUAACAAUGGAUUACAUUAACCGAUUUUUGAUAUUAAUCGAUCUAUGUAAGAUCUUCACAUAAACUUUUUUAAAUACAGGAUAUAACUCAAACUAUAUUAGUGGCAUUAAAUGAUCAAAAGAUAAAGAGUAAAAUUCAAAAUUUAAAACGGAUCAAGAAACGUAGUUUUAAUUCAUGAAAUGGUUAACGUCGAAUGUAAACAAUAGCAAAAAUUCAAUGAUUAAUAAUUAAAAUUACUUGAAGUAUAUUUUAAAAGAAAUUAGACGAAGAAGGAAUUAAUAAAACAUUGUCCGUUUUUCUAAUUUGUGGAUAUGCUCAUUGAAGUUUUGAGACUUUGAAAAUCUUAUUCUGGUUGCAUGGAAAACACCGAAGAAAAGACGGCUAGAUUUUCCUAGCUAGAUUUUUUAACAAAUUUUACUAAUAUAGUGUCAUCAAUGUAUUUUAUCACUUUUUUAAUAUUAGUAAGACUUUUGUACGUAAGUUUAUUAGACAUUAAUGAAUGCCAAAGCAAAUGGGUACCAGAAAUCCGUGGCGGCUAUAUAUACCAGGUAGACUGCUCAAACCUUGGAUUCAAAAACGUUCCAGAAAACAUCUCAUCGCUAACAUCGGAACUCUUGUUGAAUGGAAACAGUAUCUCAUACAUCGAUGACAAGGCCUUCUUUAACCUAACUCCUCUGCGUACACUUGACUUAAGAGGCAAUGAUAUUACAAAAUUAGAAGAGACAGUGUUUAAAGAUAACCAGGAACUUAAAAAGUUGCAUUUAAGUGGUAACAAGCUUCAUUGUGAUUGGUCAAUAUGGUGGCUUGUUUCUUUUUUAAAGAAGUUGGAGUUCUUUGAUGGACAAUGUUUUACUCCAAUACUUUUACGAGGAAGGAAUAUUAAAUCACUUACUCUGAAGGAUCUUGAAAUCGAUUGCUUAAGUGUCAGCAAGCUAAGAAAUGCUGUUUUGGAUGGGGAUUAUCCAAUGACAGUUUUUAGAAAAGAUAAAUCUACAACUGAAGUAGUGGUCUACUGUCACAAAAUGAGUUCUACUGAACCAAAGGAGUAUUUAACACUUCCCUCUGGUGAAAAACAAAAUUAUGUAGAAGUUUCAAAGCAAUGUGAUUCUGUGACUGACCAAGGAUUAAAAGAAAUGAUCGAACAUCUAACUGCUUUACAUUCUAAUUUUACUCGUGUGCGUUUGUUUUUAAACAAUCUGACUUUAAGCACCACAGAUACAACAUUUAGUACAAAUCCUAGUUUUUUUUUCGGUCAACCUUCUAUAUGUGGUGAUAAACAAUGUUUGUCUGGAAGAUCUUCUUCUGAUUUACGUGGGACACCUUUUUAUUUCAAGAGUUCAAAGCAAAUUAUCAUGCUAAAUGAAUGUAACACUCAAUGUGGAAAAUGUGAUAUAAAAACUUCUUUGGAACUUGAUUUUAUUGAUAGCGACAGGCAACCCUUUUUAGCUUGCACACGUCCUAUUGGCAUGCAGAGCAACAAGAUAUUAAAUCAACAUAUUACUGCUUCAUCAAACGCAGGACAAUCAUUUGCACCACACUAUGGACGUUUAAAUUUACCAAAUGGAUGGUGUAGUGGUAGUAACGAUGUCUUAUCGUAUCUUCAAAUUGAUCUUGUUAAGUUAACUGUAGUUACAGGGAUUUCAACACAAGGUCAUCCGGAUAGGUCUAACUGGAUAACGUCCUACAAAUUGUUUUACUCAAAAGAUGAUGAAGAGUAUCAAGUCUAUAAAGAAUUUGGUGAAGAUAAGAUUUUAGAAGGAAACAUUAAUUCAAACUCUGUGGUCACACACUGGUUUUUACCUACUAUUCAAGCUAGGUUUGUUAGAGUGAACCCAUCUGCUUGGAAUGAUGAUAUGUCAGAGCAUAAAUUAUGCAUGAGAGUUGAACUGUAUGGUUGUUUAAAUGUUUUUUCUUCAUACUUAAUCCAAAAUACAGACCAGCAGUGCAUAUAUUCAGACAUUAUUGGUAAUAAAGAAGAACAUUUAUUGAAAAUGAAUUCAAAUUGUGCUGGCGAUAAAUACAUGUUUACUUUUAGCAACGAUAAAGUGCAGCAUACAAAAUCAGGUUUAUGUUUGAGUAUCAAUUCAGAAUCAACUUUCAUUCUUACUUCUAACUGUGCAACAACAAAUUUGAUGUUUCAAACAGUUGAAAGUCAUGACAUGUUUUUAAUCAAAGAUUUGAAUGGCAAUUGUGCAAAAAUUUUUGGCAAUGUGCAAAAUAGGUUCUUAAAUGCUAUUUGGCUUAAAUGUGAAUCAGGUGGAUUUAGUAGAUUGAGAUUAACUAACAAUGGUACUUCUGCUAUUUUGCCCCGGUUUAAUGAAGUAUUAGUCAAGUUAAACAUUAAAAUGUUCACUGCUGUCAAACUAACUUGUGAAGCUCAUUCUGAUCCUAUUUCGAUUUACAGAUGGCGUAACAUACAACCUAAUGCCAAUGUUGUUAAAUAUGAUCUUAUGUCUACUACAAGAAUUAGCUUUUUUGAAUUUGAAAAUAUAACAUGGGAGGAUGGUGGCUUAUAUGUGUGUGAAGCUUGGAACUUUGAGGGAUUUGCUACAAAAACUUUUGAUGUAUUUGUUCAACCUAUUCAAUGGUUUCAUACAAAACCUUCAAAUCAAAAAGUUCUUUAUGGGAACUCUAUGUACUUUGACUGUAUUUCUCAAGGUUAUCCAGAACCUAAGGUUUCAUGGUUUUUAAUGAAUGGAGAUACAAACUCUGCUGUUGUGUCAGAUGACAGAAUAAAUAUAUUUCAAAAUGGCACACUAUUUAUAAAAUCAGUUAGUAUUGUGGAUGAAGGAAACUAUACCUGUAAGUCAUCAAGUCCACGUCUUGAAGCAACUGUGUUUGCAACAUUGGAUGUGUAUGUGACUCAAAGUUUUAUAAAAGUUCCAGAAUUGCAAAAAGUCUUAUACAGUCAUGAUGCUUUUUUUGAAUGUGUUUCUGAAGGUCAACCUAAACCUCUUGUAUCAUGGUACUAUAAAUUAAAUGGCAAGACUAAUGAAAUCAAAAAUAGUUAUAAAUAUUUUAUUUCUGAUCAAAAUAGUUUGACAGUUUGUAAUCUAACUUAUGAUGACAUAGGGGAAUAUAUCUGUGUCUCUAAAAGUCCAAGGUUGAUUAGAAAUGUUUCAGCUGAACUUGAUGUUUAUGUUACUCAAGAAUUUUUAGUCAAACCAACUGAUGCUAAUAUUUUGUAUGGUUCUGAUCAUAUACUUGAUUGCAAUGUAACUGGUGUACCUAUGCCACAUCACUUGUGGGUUUUUAAUAGUAUAUUUGAUAAUGAUCAAGGAACAAUAAUUAGCAAUGAAAAUAACCAAGUUUUUCCAAAUGGCAGUUUGGUUAUUAAAAAUGUAACUAUAAAAGAUUCAGGAAAUUAUUAUUGUGUUGCAUAUAGCCCUGGCAUGUCAACAAAUGUUUCUUCAAAAGUAAAUGUUAUAGUGACACAAAAGUUUACUUAUGUACCAACUUCUCAAAUAUCAUUGCAUGGACAUUCUGUUUUAUUUGAUUGUCAAUCAGAAGGUAUUCCUCCACCUUUAACAUCUUGGUAUUUUCACAGUCUAAAUUCUAAUAAACCUGAGCAAAUUGUUUUGAACAAUCGUUAUAGUAUUUUGCAUAACAAUAGUCUUCUUGUACUGAAUGCACAAGAUGCAGACGAAGGAAACUUUAUAUGUGUAUCAACUAGUCCAGGAUUAAUUACUAAUGUUUCUGCUCAACUAUAUAUUUACAGUGUUCCCAAAAUAACACUUUCUGCAGUCAAGUCAAAUAUAUUGGUUGGUCAGUCUAUUGAGAUUAUUUGUAACGCUGUUGGUGAUCCAACGCCUAUUAUUCAGUGGUAUAAGCUGUUUGAUAAUACUGAAGAAAUUCCUAUCAGUAAUAAAGAAAGAUUAAUCUUUUUAAAAUCAAAAAAAGAAGAUGCUGGAACAUAUAUAUGUGAAGCAAAGAAUGUUGUUGGAAUUGAUAGAGGAAUUUUUGAACUUCAAAUUCAAGCUACAUGCUCUCUUGACAUGAUUGAAAAUGAAAAUUACAUCAUAGAAAAACAUGUUUUUGUUGAAAAUGAAGUUGUUUUUAUCAAAUGUAAAGAUGGUUUUAGAAUAAAUGGGAGCAGUCACUUAUCUUGUUUAGAAUCUGGUUCUUGGAAUGAAACAAUUCCAUUGUGUGAUGAUAUUAAUGAAUGUGAGGGGGAAACAUUAUAUAAUGAUGAUAAUUCUGUUAAUAAAAAUACUAUUUGUGAUGUAAAUUCUCAAUGUGUUAACAACUUUGGUUCAUAUCAAUGUCAAUGCAAUGAAGGUCUUUUUAUGGUUAAUUCAAAAUGUGAGCAUGAAAAAAUUGCAACCAAUUAUAAAGUAAUAACAACACCUGCACCUCAGAGUUUUUUUUGGUUGGAUAACUUGAUGGCCAAGUACAAAAAUUCUAUUAUCGAUGAAGUAAGUUACCUGCAGGCACUGAGAAAAAAUUUUGGAAUUAUAUCUAAGUUACCCUAUUACAAUUGGAGGCUUGAUGCAGUGUCUCGCUUAAUAGAGUCCUUACACUUAGCUGUUCAAUUGAGCAACGAAGUUAUAUUUAACGAAAAUCAAAAAGAUAAAUCUGUCAACUGUAUUCAGAUAUUUGCUGCAAGUGUCAGUUCUGUGUUGACUCUAGAUCUUAAAACAGAAUGGGCAGAAAUAAACAAAAAAAAAAAUGGAAGUAUUCUUUUAAUGAAAUACACAGAAGAAUAUGUUGUAAAUAAAGUACGUCCAAUUAAAAAGAAUCAAUUAACUGAUCUAUUUGCUAUUACAUUUGAAAAUUUAGACAUUAAUAUUCAACCUGUGACAACUUACCAUAAAGACGAAGCUUUAAAAUUUUCUAUGAUUAAAGAUAGUGUUGGUGUUUAUGUCAAAGUACCAAACACCAAUUAUCCAGUGAUAGAAAGUUCUAUGAGUAUAGCUAUUAUUUAUAAGUACCUUGACAAGUUGUUACCAAAAGUUAAAGUUGAAAAUGUUUUAAGUCCAAUUAUUGGUUCUCAAGUUUUCUCAUUUUCUUUUUCUCACUUAUCUAAAGCAUUAAUAAAACCACUUGAAAUCAGAUUUAAACUAAAUCAGGUAGUUGGUAAUGGAAUACAAUGUUCAUAUUGGGACUUUCAAAGACCAUAUAGUGGAGGAUGGGCAAGUGACAACUGCAAAGCAUCUAAUGCUUCUUCAAAUUUAGAAAUACUUUGCGAAUGCUUGCAUCUUACAAAUUUUGCAGUCAUAGUGCCACAAGCAUUACCGUAUUCUGAAAACAGAGUUGUAAAUUUAAAAUUCACUCUGACAGCUGCAGUUGGUGUUUUGUGUUUACUUGUGUUAGCUUUUUUGAUAUGUGUUUCUCACAUUUGUUGCUCAAGUUACUGGAAGUCUUCACGACAAACUAUCAUUUGUAAUUUAAACUUGGUUUUAAUACUCAGUAUUGUUGCAUUCUCUGGAGGCGUUAUAAUGUCAUAUCUUCAGCUUGUUCCCCAAACACUAAAUUCUUAUUUUUGUUUCUCCCUUCUUGGUACAAUCCAAAUUAUGGGAGUUGGUUUUUUUGGAUGGAUUUUUGCUGAAUCCAUUCAGCUCUACUUUUCCACAAGAAUUGCAAUUGAUAAAGGAGGAAGACAUCUUAUUUUAUUUUAUUUUUGUGGAUGGGGUAUACCAAUUGUGCUUCUUACAAUCAGUGUAGUUUUAGUUUACUUUAACAAGUUUAAUCUGCAAUUACGGUGUACUCUGCAUAGAUUUUCUUUCGAAUUGGUUGGCAUAGCAGUUGGAAUGCCUUCUUUAAUUCUUAUAUUGGCUACCUUAGUGAUGCAUUUAGUGAUUUAUAUUUCAAUUCGUCGAAAUAAAGAACUUCUAAACCCUUAUGUUGUCAUUCAUACCAGGCGUGCACUCCACUUUUCAAAAGCUCUUCUACUCAUUCAUGUUUUGCUGUUGGGAAGUGUAACAACAUUUUUGCAUUUUAAUUCAAAUACAUUAUACCAUCAUAUUUUUGGUGUCAUUGCUAUUAUAGAGGGUAUUUAUCUAGUUAUCUAUCAUGGAUUUUUCGAUAGAAAGAAAGCUGGUAUUAAAAGUCCCAAAUUAAGAACAAGCCAUUCUGCAAAAGAUACUGUAGUAACUACUGUAUCUGGUAACCAUGGAAGUACUUUGGAAACAUUAGCUUCCUCUCCAUUGGAACAACGGAAAAGUCUUUUAAAACCUUUGUCAAAAAAUCUGCCUUCUAGUGAUUCUGCACAAGGGCUUUCACAUGCAACUCGCACAAUUGAAAGCUCUUCUGAGCAGCUUGAGUGGGAUAAUUCUUUUGCAGACAUGUAUGGGGUACAAAGUGUAGGACAAAGUAGUGAAAUGAAACCUUUACUCAACACACAAGUAUCCCAUGAUAUACCAGAAAUUAUUUAUGAAGAAAAUUUGGCUCGUUUGUCUCAUUCCACCUUUGAUUCCAAUCAUAAGUACGAAUCAUUUAAUAGAAAUGCCAACUCUCUACCCCGGCGAAAACAUAGAAAUCUUGAAAUUGAUGAGUAUUCAAAUGACGGUAGUUACAAAAAUAAAAAGCCAUUACAGCAUAUAAACAGUAGAGCUAGUAGUAUUGUUUCCAUUGAGAAACAUUCAAGUGGAGCUGCUAACCAAGUUAUUCCUGUUUACUUUCCUGUUGCACCCCCGCACUACGAGAUGACAAUGAAAAAUGACGAGGAAAGUAGCGAUGUGUUUCCUGAUAGCACUGAUAAUUCUUGUCGUGAUAGUCCUGAUGCUUCCUGUCGUGAAAGCUUUGUGAUAGACUCUAAUCGAAUGUCAACUAUUUCUUCAGAACUUACAAAUAUUCUUUUUGAACUCCAAGCGUUUAACACUAAACCAAACAAUGUAAAGUCUUCAGUAAGUUUAAGGGAUACCAUUGAUACAAAUCUUGAUAAGUCAUCUACCUUUCGACCUCAAGGACAAAAGACUAAAACUAUGAUUGAAAAAGAUCAGAAUAUUACAAAACAACUUCAAACUGACAAUAACCGUAUUCGAGGAGUGAGAGGUAGGACUCGUGCUGAGGCUGACCCAUCAGACGGUUAUCACGCUAUUUCUGAUAACUAUGGUAGCCUUUAGUUAGUUAUUUUAGACUAUUAGAUCUCAGUUUUUUUACUACAGAUAUCAUUGAGGCUUAAAGUAUUUUCAGACAAAAAAGUAUACUACCGUACAUUUUUAUUUUUUUUAUUUGACUUUAAUAUAUUUCUUAUAUUUUCAAAUAGUUUAUUUUUAAAAAUUUAUCGUCACAAAAAAAGUCUGUCUAAAGUAUUUUUUAUAUAAGCUAAACUCGUAGGGUUAGUAAAUAAAAAGUUGAUGAAAAAUAUUUGUUUUCAAUACGUGUUCUAAACUGUUCAAGUGAAGAAUUUUUUUAUUUUGUGCGCAAUUGCUUUUUUUAAUUCUGAAACGUUUUUUAUUUCGUUGCUUACUAUUAAAUCAUGUAAAUAAAGAGUUUUAUAACUUUAAUAAUACAGAGCUUAUUUAAAACGCUA